Messenger RNA from Gasterosteus aculeatus aculeatus (three-spined stickleback), 12861 nucleotides. NCBI's taxonomy places the organism in Eukaryota, Metazoa, Chordata, Actinopteri, Perciformes, Gasterosteidae. The record is from RefSeq and is a predicted model, not a curated record.
ACGCGGAGCUCGCGCUGGCCGGCCAGUUGGGCGCGGGGAGCAGCGCGGGAAUCCCCGCCGUCUCAGGCACGGAUCGCACUCGAAAUCCAGAUCUGUAGACGGGAAUUUGAUUUUAAUUGCGUUGUUCUGCGGGCGUUUGUCACCCGUCUUCUGUGGUUAGUUUACGUGCUUAUCUUCUUGUACUCAACCGUGAUGUUUUUCUACCUGAACUACCUGGGUUUGUCCCCAAAGACCAAAGGAGGUAUUUUUUGGGGGGGGUUUCCCAAAAUAAGCCUCCUGCUUAAUGUGACCGUAGUGAAGCGUCGUAGUGUCGGGUCUAACCAAGCAUUGUGAGACAAGCUGGAAUGAGAACAUGGUGCCAACACGUUUUCUAUAAAUUUGAAUUUUCGUUUUUUCCAACAACACAACACUCAAGCAACACACAGCAUGAUGAACCGUAUUUCCUCUUAGAUCACAACCUUUUUAGUUAUUUGUAACCUUGAUCAACCCGCUCAUUCCAUUUGAGAUAAUGUAAUAUAACAAUGACGUACUUUCAACUGAAUUUUAGUAGAUUUAAUUGCAAUUUUAAACUGAAUAAAAUAAAUGUGUUCUCUCUUAAAGUCAAUGCCCUAAUGAUUAUAUUAAUAAUUCAUGUUAUCCCACUCUCGCUCUACAGCUGCUUGAUCUGCUGUUGUAAGAGUGUAACUUAAUUAAAGUGUUGGUUUAUAGGAUGACAAUGUUUUGUGAUUUUAUCAGCCGCUGAUGGAUCUCCCGGCAUUUCAGCGCGAAUAAAAGGAGACCCGAUGCUUCUGCUAAAAUAGGAUUUAGUUGGAUUAUAAAUAUGCCGUAUUGUGAUGUCGACGUGUUUCAUUAAGAACAGUGGAUCCACAAAGGGUCAUGCUGACAGUGUGAACCAUUAAUCCCCUUUUGAAUACAAAUUUCCGUCUUUGCCUAAUAGAAUACACAAAGGAAUAUGUGUUAAUAAGUACUCGAAAGAAGUGGCUGUCAGUUUUCAACACAAUAUGUUUACAAUACUCGAGACCUUAGUGCGUGAGACUCUCCAGUCCCUCUAUAUUGUAAGCAAAUGUAAUUCAUACCUGGAAGGUGCUCAUAGAAGCACUUUUGAAUGCAUCUAGUGCUUUGUGCAUGUACUCAUUUUGAGAAGGGAAAACGUGCAUCUGUAACCAAAGGCUGCACUUAAAAUUGCCUCAUGCUUUCGGACCAUCACGCAUCUAAUGAGAGCAAUCAACGGCCCCGAGGUUUCCCAUGGCAGGUUGCAUCCUUGUGCAUGGGGUAUAAGCCCCUUGGAUGUGAGAGCUCACAUGAGUUCUUGUACACAUUAAAAGGUGUUGAUUCCCCUUUAAGAAAAUUCAACAAGUGGACCAUUAAGUUUCUUUGGUUGGAUUUACAUUUAACACCAAGACAUAAUGUCUUCCUCAAAAUUAGCCAAAACAUACGAAUGAGUUUUGGGAGUCAAUAAGUGUGCCCUCAAACACCCAUCUCACAACCAGUGCGACCUACAAAUGCGAUUUGUGAUGAUAUAUCGUUUGCGCAACUGUAAGACCAUUGGAAGCGUUGAUGAAACAGCUGUGGAAUGACGGCCCGAACUGCAGAGAAGCCCAAAGACACAAAGCUUUCAUCCCUCCGUUGAUUUCAUUCAAUCUUAUUUCAGAGCAGUUGAUACAAUCGGAUGCAAUAGUCUGCUCUAAAUACUGAGCCGUGGAGCUGCUCUCCAGCUGUUGCUUAUCCCAAGGUUUCCCUGAUUUUCCAGGGAGCGCUCCCCUUUUUCAGUGAUGGAGGUAUUGCAGUGUGACAGCUGUGACUUCCGUGCCGAGUCAUAUGAUGACUUAAAGACCCACAUUCAGGAAGUGCACACGGUGUUCCUGCAGCCUGCAGAUGCAGAGGAGUCCGACUCGCUGAAAGACGAGGACGACGAUGACGACGAGCAAGCGGAGGAAUAUGACGGCAAGGGUGACCGGGAUUAUUCGACUCCUAAAGCUGGAAUGAGCCCCAAUACUACUGACAAUUCCAACCAAACACCACAAAGGCAGACCGCUGAAACCCACCUGCCGUUUUACCAGUGCAAGUUCUGUGUCCGUUACUUCAGAUCCAAGUCCUUCUUAAGAAACCACACCAAAAAGGUGCAUAACGACGCAGAGGAGGACUCCGAUGCAAGUGUCUCCUCGCAGAGCGCCGAGCAGCCCAGCUACACCGUUAUUAUGCGCAGUGACAAUUCAAAAGUGUUCUCCUGUCAGUAUUGCACGUACCAGUCUCCACGCAAAGCAAGAAUGAUGAAACACCAGCUGAUGUAUCACAAUAAGGUUCCCGCAGAGAGCGCUGAGGAGCCUCCAGCGUUCGAUGAGACCGGCGAGGAAUCGACCGGAGAGGAAUCCGACUCCGCCGGUGGACUCACGAAAGGAACCUUUGCCUGUGAAUGGUGCGACUAUCAGACCGACCAGAAGGAGAGCUGGACCGGUCACGUGUUGAAGGAACACAGUGACAAGGUCAAGAUAGUGUCCUGCGUUGAGGAGCUGGAAGGGGAGGAGAGUGCAAGCUCACCCAUACCAGGCUCUCCCUCCGCUCCCCGGAGCCAGAAUAGGUCAAAGGUGGGUUUCUCUGAGGUUCGAGGAAAGGCAAAUCCAGGAGGAAAAACUGUGGAAAAGCUGUCGGAGGAGUCCGUCGCAGACGUCUCAUCCUUUCAGUACGCAGACAUUACUGCAGCAACACCCAACAGCACAGGCUCCUCCAUUCUGUCCAAGAGGUUCACGCAGUCUGACAUCUCCAACAGCGUCGUCGAGGCGGACGCCAACUUGCUCAAUGAAGAAGACUCAAAGAGCAGCUUAGAGAAUGACGACGACGAAGAAGAGCUGGGCGACAUAGACGAUCCCAGCUAUACUGGGACCCUGUCCGCAGACGCAAAGCAGCUUUUAACUGACGAGGACAAUAAACUACUGGAGACUAAAGGAAUACCGUUUAGAAAGUACAUGAACCGCUUUCAGUGCCCUUUCUGCUCCUUCCUCACCAUGCACAGGCGAAGCAUCUCCCGGCACAUUGAAAACAUUCACCUUUCUGGUAAAACUACCGUGUAUAAAUGUGAUGAAUGCCCAUUUAUUUGCACCAGCCCUCUUAAGCUAGGCACGCACAAACAGAGCCACAUAUCCUCCGAUCUGGACUCCAUGGACCUAACGAGUGACAGUCAAGAGACCCUCAACGACAACGCCGCAGAGCCCGUCAACGGGGGUAACGUAAGCUCCAAAGUCAACGGGAAAAAAAUAACCAGCACACCAAACGACCAGCUGAACCCUCACCGCUGCACGCUGUGCAGCUUCUCCACCACCACUCUGAAGGGUCUGCGGGUCCACCAGCAGCAUAAGCAUUCCUACUGCGAUGACCUGGAGCCCGCCGUCUUUGAGAGCCAGCUGACUGACCAGCCGGACUCUGAAGUGGACGCUUCUCCGAUCUUUCUGCAAAAAACCCAGACCUCGAUUUUAGGACUCGCCACCAAGAAGCCCUUAGUAACGGGGAAAAGAGCCAGGAAGUCCAUCAACGACUUGCCUUUGGAUUUGUCCUCGGUGAAGAAGAGGACCAGAAUUGAUGAAAUUGCCAGUAACCUUCAAAGUAAGAUUAGCCAAAGCCAACAGGACAUGAUCAUAAACCUAGAUGACAUGGAUGAUGUAGAUGGAGAAAAUCACACCGGUGCUGAUAAAGAGGGUAGAAACCACGUAAACCCAGUCUUCACUUAUAACACACAACACCUUCUUGCCAGUGAGUCGAUGAUCUCUCACGACGGGGGCCGGGUAGGGAAAAGAAAAAGCAACCCCAAGUCGAAACCCAGAAACAUUCCCAUAUCACUGACUCUCUCAGACGACAGUGAAAACAUCUCCGCUGACCCCGGUGACGGUGCUAUCCAAGAGAACGCCGAUUAUUCGGAGGCUCCAGGAACUACGCGUUUCUACUGCAAACACUGUGAUUACCACAACAAGUCGGCCCGUAGCGUCAGCACCCACUACCAGAGGAUGCACCCUUACAUCAAGUUCAGCUUUAAGUACAUCCUGGACCCCGAGGACCAGAGCGCGGUCUUCCGCUGCUUGGAGUGUUUCAUUGAAUACACAAAUUACAAUGAUCUGCAUCAACACUACAUGGAUCACCACCCGGAAGCAAGCAACGUGCUCAACUUCAACCAGCCAAAUCUGGUGUACAUGUGCCGCUUUUGUUCAUACACGAGCCCCAAUGUCAGGAGCCUGAUGCCCCACUACCAAAGAAUGCACCCGACGGUUAAAAUCAACAACGCAAUGAUCUUCUCCAGCUACGUGGUGGAGCAGUCCCACAAAACGGGUGAAUCCCAAACCCUGAGGGAAAUACUGAACUCCGGCCCGAAGAAUUUGAAUUCUCCAACGUCAACCCCGAGGUCCUCCACCAGCCCGGUGCCGAAAGCGGUCUCCAAGACCCCCGAACCCGGCGCUGAGGCGGACCCUCUCAAAGAAUCCGUGGAUGGCAACGUGGUCGUGUACGACUGUGACGUGUGUUCUUUCGGUAGCCCCAACAUGCACUCCGUGUUGGUCCACUACCAGAAGAAACAUCCGGAGCAAAAGGCGUCGUAUUUCCGUAUACAGAAAACCAUGAAGGUCAUCUCGGUGGAUCAGUCGCAGCCUGUCGCCAACUCCUCGUACAAUCUCAACAUGGCCACGCCUCCAAAACAACAGAGCGCCGUACUGUACGGAUCGGAUGAAGAGAUGUACUACUGUAAACACUGCGUGUACAGCAACAGAUCUGUGGUGGGUGUGUUGGUCCACUAUCAAAAGAGACACCCGGAGGUAAAAGUGACGGCGAAAUACAUCAAACACGGCGCUCCCACUCCCGGUUUGAUGAAAUUGAUGGACGAAUUGCAAAUUGCGACCCCCAAACAGUUUUUGAAGCAGUUCCAAAACAACGGUCACGACGGAUCGAACAACACCAGCCCCAAGCCCGGCAGUGGCGAGAAGGGGGAGGAUGAGCUGUUUUUUUGUCAGCACUGUGAUUACGGCAAUCGCACCGUAAAAGGCGUGCUCAUCCACUACCAGAAGAAGCACAGGGAAACCAAGGCCAACGCUGACCUCGUGCGUCGCCACACCGCCGUCGUCCGGAGUCAGCGCGAGCGCGCGCAGAUGGUGCAGUCGAGCAGCGUCUCGUCCGCCUCCAUCCCGGCACCGCCGGACCCCGAAAACACUACGCCGCUGCGCUCCCUGAAGUGCAGACACUGCUCGUACACGUCGCCCUACGUCUACGCCCUGAAGAAGCAUCUGAAGAAAGAGCACCCCACUGUGAAAGCAACGGCCAUGACCAUUCUACACUGGGCUUACCAAGAUGGCAUCCUGGAGGCUGGCUACCACUGUGAGUGGUGCAUUUACUCCCACGCCGAACCGCAAGGCCUGCUGCUCCACUACCAAAGACGCCAUCCUGAGCACAAUGUGGAUUACACGUACAUGGCCAGCAAGCUGUGGGCUGGACCGGAGACCACUCAGCAAGGCGGCAAUAUGGAAACUAAACAUUACAAAUGCAGAGACUGUGCCUUCGAGGCCUGCACCAUAUGGGACAUCACGAGUCACUAUCAGGUAGUGCACCCGUGGGCCGUUAAAGGCGAUGAAUCCGUGCUUUUGGAUAUCAUCAAAGGAAACGGGCCGGCCGAAGACACACAACAGGUGGUUGCCAACGAACACAUGUCUUUCAAUUGCCAAUCGGUUGACGACGAUUUGACACAGGCCAUGGCCACCACGCCUCAAGAAAGCAAUCCCCAUCCGCCCCACCCACGUCUUUCCAUCUCCAACAAUCCUUAUCAGUGCACCGUGUGUCUGUCCGAGUACAACAGUCUCCACGGCCUGCUCACUCACUACGGAAAGAAGCACCCAGGUAUGAAGGUCAAAGCUGCAGAUUUUGCACAGGAGGCAGACAUCAACCCCAGCUCUGUGUAUAAAUGUCGUCACUGUCCGUACGUAAACUCCCGAAUCCACGGGGUCCUGACUCACUAUCAGAAGAGACACCCGUUGGUCAAAGUCACCGCGGAGGACUUUGCAGAUGACAUUGAGCAGAUCGGGGACACAAAUGAAGGAGAAGACAAGUGCAAAACUCAAAGGCAAGGCUACGGAGCAUACAGGUGCAAAAUCUGCCCCUACACGCAUGGGACACUUGAGAAACUCAAAAUCCAUUACGAGAAAUACCACAAUCAGUCGGCCUCUGAAAUGUUCGCCCCCUCUCUGACGUAUUUCUCUCCCGGUAGAGAGAGCGAGCCAGUGGCUGAAUGCAGCGCUGGUAAUACGUCAAGCGCGGCAAAGGUCCAGGAGGUCGGUGAAUUGGACCUUGCCCUCUCCCAGUUACCCAUCAAUAAGCAAGAGAAACACGCCAUAUUCAAGUGUCAGCUCUGCAAAUACUUCUGCUCCACCCGGAAAGGCAUCGCCCGUCACUACCGUAUCAAGCACAACAACGUCCGAGCUCAGCCGGAGGGUAAAAACAAUGUCUUCAAAUGUGCUCUGUGUUCAUACACAAACCCCAUACGCAAAGGUCUGGCGGCACAUUACCAGAAACGGCACGAUAUCGACGCCUAUUACACCCACUGCCUGGCUGCUUCCAAGACUAUGACCGAAAUGCCCAACAAAGUGAUCGCACCCCCGCCGUCGGAAGGGGACAAUUCCGAAAUGAGUGAAGACUUGCGUUUGGCUGUGGAGAGACGAAAGUGUUCUCUUUGUGCCUUCCAGGCCUUCAGCAGGAAGAGCAUUGUCUCACACUACAUCAAACGUCACCCAGGUGUCUUCCCCAAGAAGCAGCACGCCAGCAAGCUCGGUCGCUACUUCACCGUUAUCUAUGCCAAAGAAGCCGAGAAGAUGGCCGGCAGUGCGAUUGCGGAGGACGACGGGGACGCGUCGGAGGUCCAGCUUGAGCCCGAGCCGGACAGGGGGGUCGAAUGGCUGCCGUUCAAGUGUCUAAAAUGCUUCCAGUCGUCCUUUGGCACGGGCGAGCUGCUCUCUAUGCACUACAACGAUCACCACGGCAGCGACCUGAAGAGAGACUUCGUGGUGUCGCCCGGGCCCGAGGACGAGGAGUCCGAGUUGUACAAGUGUACUCACUGUGAACUGAAGUUUCUGGCUCUCCCGGUUCUGGCCAAACAUCUGUUGAACCACAAUGAGGAGUUUCAGAAGAGGGCCAUGAGGCAGGAGAGGAGGAGGCAGGUGCUCAGCAAACAGAAAGCCGCCGAACAUCCCGAGACCAAACCUGAGAAGGAAAACCUGUUAAAUAACGCUCCCAUAGGGUUCCGGUGUAACUUCUGCAUAGAGAUGCACCCCACCCUGCGUGCCAUCUGCAACCACCUUAGGAAGCACGUGCAGUACGGGGAGGUCAAAGAGGGACACGUCAAGCAGGAAGUCAGCGAAGUCCCGCUGACCCCGUCUUCAGAGACCCUGACCAAUGGCGACCUCGAGGGGGAAGACGCGGCCGAAACCGACGGCCCCGAGGGACCCGCGGCGACAAUGACGGGUCCGCCCUCCGUUUCCACGGCUUCGGCAGGCGGCGAUGUUGUUCCCGCAGAGACACUGGAACCGGCUCCGAGCGCCAUCGGAGGGAGGGCGGCGGCCCUGGUGGCUGCAGCGAGGGCCGUGGUGUCGGAGGGCGAGCUGAAGCAGCGGUUGGCGGCCGGGGGUCACCCGUGUGCCCAGUGCGACAGAGUCUUCAUGUCCAUGCAGGGACUGAGGUCCCACGAGAGGAGCCACUCGGCCAUGGCGCUGUUCAGCCGAGAAGACAAAUACAGCUGCCAGUACUGCCAGUUCGUCUCGCCCUUCAGACACAAUCUGGACAGACAUGUGCAGUCUCACCACGGGCACCACAAACCCUUCAAGUGCAAACUCUGCCCCUUUAAAUCUGCCUACGUGAGUCGCUUGAAGAGCCACCUGCAUAAGGCACACACAGGUGAGCAGCACACAUACCAGUGCUUGUCUUGCCCCUUCUCCUCUAUGACCAUCAGCCAGCUGAAGGAGCACUCUCUGAGAGACCACGGAGAGGCGCUGACCCUCCCCAAACUCCGGGCUGCUACCCAGGCUGCUCACGGUGCCCUGAGGCCCCCGCGGCUGCCCAGCAACACAGAGCAGAACCCCUUGGCCCUGGAUGAUCCGUCAUACCUGGAGCCGGCGGACGUUCGUCAGCAGCUUAGUCAUUACCAGCUAGCGUCGCGCAGUCAAAUGUCUGCAGGCUCAACGGCGGCUGAUCAUCGACCGGACAGCAUCCUCACUUGCGAGUUCUGCGAGUUCAGCUCUGGGUACAUGCAGAGCCUGCGUCGGCACUACAGGGACCGCCAUGGCGGCAAGAAGCUCUUCAAGUGCAAAGACUGUUCCUUUUUCACCUGCUACAAGAAUACCUUCACCAUGCAUGUGGAGGCCGGUCACAACAACAACGCACCCGACAACCUCCCCAAAGACCUGCGCUGCCCCCUCUGCCUCUACCACACCAAACACAAGAGCAAUAUGAUUGACCACAUUGUCCUGCACAGAGAGGAGCGUGUGGCUCCGCUGGAGGUCAGCCGCUCCAAGCUGUCGCGCCACCUGCAGGGCCUCGUGUUCCGUUGCCACAAAUGCACCUUCACGUGCUCCAGUGACCAGGCCCUGCAGCUGCACCUGCAGAAGCACGCUGAGAUCAAGCCCUACCAGUGCCAGCUCUGCUACUACGACAGCAGUCAACGGAGCCAGCUAGAGGAGCAUCUACGCCUCGAGCACAAGGUUAUCCGGAACUUCGAGCUGAUGGGCCGCGUCAACCUGGAGCAGCUGGAGAUGAUAAAAGAACGAGGGAGCAGCGCAGAGGAGGAGGAGGAGGAAGAAAGAGAAAUGAUGAUGAUGGAGUUGGUCGGAGAUGGAAAGGAAGCUGCACAUGAGGACGAGGACGACGAAGGAAUGGAGAUUAUGGAAAACAUGGUGGAGGAGCAGAGGGAGACAGACGAUGAAGAGAUAGAGGACCACUUUAAAGAGGAAGAGGAGGAGGAGGAGGAGGAGGAAGACUAUGAUGAAGAGGAAGUCACGAGGCUGGAGGAGGAGAAGCCCGGCAUACGAGACAUCCUUGCGUCCCCCACCAGCAGCAGCAGCGGCGGCGGCGGCAGCAACAACUCGGCGCCCGGCAGUGCAGAGAAGCGGCUUCCCUGUGAGUUCUGUGGCCGCUGUUUCACCAACAGCCUGGAGUGGGAACGCCACGUGCAGCGACACGGCAUGAUGGUGAAUCACACCAACAUGGACUCCAGCAACACCUCCGCGUUGGAGGCCUCCGCCUCAUCUUCCACUGGCUCCUGCGUGUUCGCUGACACGGGGUUGGACCCGUCCAGCAACGGCAACGAGAAAGGGAAACCUGCAGGUCUCUCGCUGGGGAGCCCCGGCCAGUACGUGGAAGGCCAAAACAAGCUCGACACCAAAAACGAUCAAGAGUUUGGCUGAAGGGAUUGUGGCCUGUUGGGAUGAUGUGCUAAAAAAAUGAUAAGCGUGGGGGGGAAGGAUCAGCACUGAGUAGAAUCGUAAAAGGAAACAAAAAUGAUUUAAACUGAGAAAAAAAAAAAGUGACUUUGUACGAGUUGGCGCAUUACUAGAGUUUAGGUGUUAAAUAUUUAAGUAUUAGAUUGUGAUGCAUUAAACGGCUAAGCUCUUUAAAUGGGCAGUCCCCUAGGACAGAUCUUAAUAUAUUGGUAACCAAUAGUGAACAGAACUCUUUAUUGCUGACAUUCUGGUCAAAUCUACAGUGAAAGAUCCCACCUAGAUGAAACAAAGCUAUUUAUUGACGGCGAUGUCCAAAAUGAUUAACUAAAUUUAGUAUUUUAUUAUUUGAAGCACCUUUUACACUCCCCCCCCCAAAACAGGGGUACUGUAAAUGUACCUAAAUUGAACAAACGUAGUAUGAAAACAUUUAAACAGUGGCCCACUGUAGAGCUACCUAUUGUUUCUUGUUGAAAUGUGAGACUCUUUUUCAUCUUAGCCUUUGUGUUAAGUGUGUAGAAGUAUCCCUCGAGAAAGAAUCGCACCUUAUCCAUUUCAGUAAAACCACAAAUCAUUUUUUCUUUCUUUUUUUUCUUUUUUCGAAAUGCUGACAUUUUCCCCCAAAUGUUUGUAGCAAAUUGCUAUAUUUUAGGUCCCUUAAUAUUAUACUGCGUAUAAGCCUUCAGCCUGCGGCACCCUUUUGCAUUUUGACGGUGAUAUUUCAUUGUCCAGUAAUUCACAUGAUGGGGAAAAAUGCUAAUAAUGGGAUUAGGUAAACGAUGUGGUUCGUAGUCCAGGUUAAACAACAUCUACCUGUGCACUCUGAGGAUCAAUAUAACAACAAAGAUACGUUAAAUGUGUCAUGAUACAGGAUUCGGUUAAAACUGAGCAGAGAAAGCGUCAUCCUGGAACAUAACUAGAGGUUGUUUUUUUUUGUUGUUUUUUUACAACAGUGCCGUAAUAUUUGUCAUCGUCAUCAAUAGACCGAGAUCACACUUGUCUUUUCAGUGAGAGUUGGAUCCUGAUGUGUCUGCACGUCCAUCGCAAUGAUAACUAAACCACCUCGGCUGAUUGUUAAAGCCAGUGCAAAAGUGCCUUACGAAUCCAGUUCCUCUAAUGGCCAGUAAAUGGCUUCAUUUGCCUAUUUUUAUUGAGCUAAUUUGAGGCAGCCAUGCAAUCACCCCUGAUAUCUGAAAAUGAUUCUCCAUAAUUUCUGGCCUCAACAGCUCAUUUUUUGUUCUAUUAAUUCGUCUCCCGGUGGCGAUUCUGACAGCAAACAACACCAAAGAGGACGGUGAUGGUGAUGGUGAUGGCCAGUCCUGAGGAAUCCUUUUUUUGAGAUUUUUGCUGAUUCAAUGGACGUUGGUAGAAUUCAAUUUGUUUUGCUCGCAGCGUUUGAGAAAAUUCAGAUUUUGUUAGAACUGCUUUCCUCCAAACAAAACGUCCCGGUGAAGUAGUGUUAUCUGAGCGUCGUGCUACAUUACGCAGAACGAAAGGGAAACGAAAGAUUUUUAUGGAGAAAGAUUUUUUUUUUCCAAUGUUGCGAGCACGACAAAUGAAACUCCCCACUAAACUGGGUAUGUUUGGAGUCAUGUUUGCUCGAUUGACAGAUGUCUCAGUCUUUCACAGUCAGCCCUGGUGAUGAUUACCUCAACUCCAUCCAGGCCCCUACACACCACCCAAAUCCAGAUGUUUGAACUGCGCACAACUGACAGGCUGACAUUAAGCAUGAAACUCAAAUCUUGGCUCGGAGGCGUCCCUUCGCCACAGCACAGAUGUGCUUUUCUACGAUCCGUGGUGCCGCUUUUUUAGUAAUGGAAUGCACUGAAAAGACAAGUGUAACCGACACAGAAAACCUUUUAAAAUCAUUGGUUUCCACCAAAUCCUAAAAAGUCCUUUUAAAUUCCGUAUCGGCACCACUGUCGUAGCCUGGAUAUGUGUGCUUCUUUUUAGAUAAAGUCGUCAUGUUAUUGUGGAUACUGACAAACGGCAGAGAUUGUAUUUGUUGAAAGUCACUUGAAUACCCUGAAGCCUUAUAAGAUAAUAAAUAGCAAUUAAGUCAAAUGCAAGCCCAAUUCCAAUAAGCAACAUGAAACAAUCUGAAAUAAUAUGGCUGAUAGACAAUUUUUAAACCUGUAGUACCAAAAUAUUUACCAAGACUGCUGUGUUUAUCUUCAUUAUUAAACCUUUGACAGAAAUCAGAAAUUUGGGUUUGCAACGCAGGUGAACCACGUUUGCAGCCAUGUAUAGAAAGCAAAACUACUUGUUCAGUGUUUUAAGCGUGGUGUUUCGGAAAGGAUACUUUCACCCUUUUGUUCUUUUAGGUGUUUUUGUUUUAGUUUUUCAGAAGAAGAAAAGACCAAUCUGAAGACGAUAGCUAACCCUUAGGGGCUUUUUGAAUCCCCAGUCCCAAUAUUAUUACACUGUUGUUCAAUAUCCGGUUAUAAUGAGAAAUAUUUCCUUUUCUGUACUGUAUUGGGAAGAAGCACAUCGGAAGUGUGGUUGUACAAUAUUUAAACACAUGAAGGAAAAGUAUGCAUUUAUCUCUGAAUGAAUGGACUGGGCUUUUAUUGUGAAGAAGGAAAACAUGUCAAUCCUUUUUAGGGGCAUUUGGCCGAACUACUUGAUCCUUUUCCUGGAUCGGCCAGUUGACCCGCAGACCCUUCCGAGAUGUAGCUGACUCAUGUCCACACCAGUAUCUCCUAUCCACGACCAGUAAGGACGUCAGCUGACUUGCUCCAAAUAGGCCUUCCCUUACAUGUAGUCUACCCAAACAGCAGGAGGUGGGAAUGUAGCAGCCCCACUAAUGCUCCUCAGUCCUUGUAAUACCUGGAAGAAAAGAAAAAAAACAGAAAAAAAACUGUUGAGUUGGUGCUGAAUCUUGAAGCCCUUUUUUGUUUUUUUCUGUUUUUCAGGACCAGCGUGUAGCUUUUUGAAGAGUAAAACUGUUGUUGUAGAAAUAAGCUUUGUUAAGGCAGCUCGUUGCCCAGUGGAAGCCACAACGACGGAUUGGGACAAUCUGGGUAACGAAGCUGUCGACCCAAAAUUGUUGUUCUGUGAUCGGUUUAAUAGAAAAGGACUAUGAAUCCCACACUGUGUUCAGUCGCUGGACUGUAAUAUUCCCAGUUUACCCAAAGUGAAGCCCCUGCUGACAACACACUGGAUACUUGUAUAUAUGUUUAGUUUGUUUCUGAUGAAGUUCUCUUUUCAGACUGUUGCCUCCAUAGUUUGACACUAGAAUCUCUCCUUCUUGCCUUUCCUCCCAUAUAAAUCUGAUUACCUGAUGGUGGGUUGUGAUGUUGCCUAGAAUGAUUGUUUACAAUUUUAUUCCAUUUAUCUCUGGAUAUUCUGUAAAUAUUGUAAUUCAUUGUCUUUUUUUAACUUGAUAAUAAAGUUAUCAGAUAAAGGUUCA